AUGUCUGCUUCCGACGAUGAGUCUCCUUCCUCUCCAGUCGCGGCCGCUGCUACCCCUUCGAAUGCCAUCCCCGCUUCCGCAGCCGCGACCGGCGACUUUAUGAAGGCGGUUCAGCAGCAACUACUGCAACUUUUCAAUCCGACCUCUGGGCAGACCUUCGCGGUCCAGUUUCCGGGGCGAUUUCUCCAGGAGGAUCUGUAUGCCUGGGACACCGAAAAGGCCGGAAUUUAUGGCCAAUUCAGCAAGCCGGUCGUCGUCAACGAGAGCGAGUUUCGACUCGUCGACCAGCUCUACGAUGUCGGGCAGGUCGUUGGUGCCCCGAAUGGGUCAAAUCUUUCCAUCAUUUAUCAGGAGAUUCUAAACAACUUGGUUCCCGGGUUUGACAGCUCCCAGGCGAACUUGGCAAAGCAGCAGGACAAGAUUCGCCAGUGGCUUUUGAAGGACGUUCCUGCUGCUCCUUGGAUCAAGGACCUUAUCGAGGAGCGGCACCAGCGCGCCGGGACGUCGUCGACUCCCGAUGCCUCCAAUGGCUCAUUUGCUGUUGCGAAUAAGCUCACAGAAGACGGAAAAGUUAAUCGUAUGGAACUUGCGGAGGCUCUCAUGGAGGAGGACGCUCAGCCGGAAAAGAACGCUAAGCCGGAAAGUAUGGAUGAUCUUACACAGACGCUUGCGCAUAUCACAGCCGUUCGUGAGGCUCAACUGUCUGCAAAAUACGCUGAUGCUGUUGUGCUUGGCUACUCUCAUACCAUCCGCCAAUAUCUCGGCUACAUGGAUAUUACAAGUCCAGCCGAAAUGUUGCAAAACGCCAAAGAUUCUUUCCGCGAGUCUUCUUCUAGCUCUCUCGAUGGCAGCAUGAACGUGUAUCCAGUACAAAUGACCCCUGUUGAUUGGUUCCAAGGCCUCUCCACCUCUUUCUCUUUGGAAGAUCUUACCCCAAAUAUCGACAUGAUUCAGAUGGAGAUCGAUGGGAAGUCGAAGCAAAUCGAUGCUUUGCAGACUCGUUUGGCUUUUUUGCAGGGUACGCCGACGGCCGACCUCCAAGAGUUGAAGCAGAAGCUUGACAAUGCGCAGAGUACCAAUGCGCAAGCACAAGCCGACCUCUCAACCACCUUUAAUGCUAACGUUGUUUCCGCUGCACUCACAUGUGUUAGCCCUACCGGCGAUUUCCUCAUGACCGAGUUUACGACCGCAGCAAAGUCGCUGAACAUUGUACCGAGUCUCUACACUGGUAUUGAGGGCGCGAUGCAGAAGGUCGGAGGCGCUCAAGUUGCCGUCGUAAAUGCAAGUCGUGCCUAUACGACGCUACUCUCGGAGGUUACCGCAGCUGAAGCCUCAGACAGCACUCUCGAACAGAAGGAGCUUACUAUGCAGAUUACUUCGCUGCAGAGCGAUGUCACAGAACUCACUACGCGCAUUAAAUUUCUGCGCUUCGAUGCCUCUGGCGCUCUUAAAACACCCAAGGACCCCACGACUGUUAAAACGGCAGACGUUCCGAUCUUGCCUCCCAUUUCCGGAUCAGGUGGCAGUCGAUGGCAGGAUAUCACCAUUAACUACCAAACGUCGAACAUGUUUUCGACAACGAACUCAUCUUCGACCGCUUAUUCGCCGAGUUCGGGACUGUCCUUCUUCUUCGGCGGAUCUUCUUCUUCUUCGUCAAAGUCAAGCGCGGACAGUUCAAGCCAUCUCAAGCAGACGGAUUUCACUAUGGAAGUUGGUUUUCGUGCCACGAUGGUCACCGUCGAUCGAAGCGGAUGGUUCCAGCCCCAAAUUUUCAAGCAAUCAACUGGAUUCUAUCAUAUCGAUCCACAAGUUUCAUGGAGCAAGUGGCCUGAAUCGAUUAAAGGAGCUUCUGGCCUUCAAAAUGCAACUGCCGAUGUUUGGGAUGCCAUGAACAAGUAUUUGAUGCCAGCCUUUCCAAUCGGCUAUGUUAUCUGCAAGGAUAUCACCAUCAAGGUAUCAUUGGAUUCGACGACACAGGACUCUGAUAGCUCGGUUUUCCAAUCUCAAACCUCAUCGUCUAGUGGAAUCCUUUUGUGGUCGACUUCUAGUUCGAGCAGCACCCGCUCGUCCCACCAGGGUGUCUUUACGCAAACAACCUCAGAUGGAUUGGUUAUUCGUAUCCCUGGCCCUCAGAUCAUAGGCUAUAUGUUUGAAAUCAUGCCCAAUGAUCUGACCACCCAGCUCCCUGAAACCAUCCCUGACGGUUUCUUCAUCCCUGAUGACGACUGA
This is a messenger RNA of Laccaria bicolor S238N-H82, 2229 nucleotides long. RefSeq lists its product as uncharacterized. The record is from RefSeq and is a predicted model, not a curated record. The transcript has 4 exons. Bases 1 to 2229 code for a protein of 742 amino acids. Lineage: Eukaryota; Fungi; Basidiomycota; Agaricomycetes; Agaricales; Hydnangiaceae.